AUGAAAUCUUUCCAAGGGGUGUGCCUUUUCAAGAGCCUGUUGGCAAAUUGCUGCUGUCGCAGUCAACUUCACAGCUAUCUUCUCCCUCCUAUUGCAAAGAAUAUAGGUUAUAUGGUGGGACUGCACAACGGUGGAUUUUGGAGGCCAAAAUCUUUAUUGGACACAGCUACAUUCACUCUGGCUUUUAACAUUUGGCAUAGGAAAAAGCAUCAGGAUUCUCGAGCAUUGUGGAAGCAUGAGGCUGUGCAGAAGUAUCUGGAGUCUCUAAGCAAGGAAUACCAGCAGGUUAGUCAUCUGUUAAAUGCUGACUCAGUAAGUGACUUUGAGCAAAGAACCCUGAAGAGAAGAUGUGCCAAUCUGUCCCCCAUUGCAGUUGCAUUUCAAGAAAUCAAAGAGGCUGAAAGAGAAGUUCAGGAGUUAGAAGCUAUGUGCAAAGAAUUAGACAGCCGAGAUGAGAAACAACUUCUAGAGCUUGCCUUAGAAGAGAAGGAAGCCCUGGAUAAAAAAAUCAACAUGUUGUGCAGAAAGCUUUUCCAGCUUCUAGUGCCAAAGGAAAAAUAUGAUGGAAGUCAUGUCAUAUUAGAAGUGACAGCUGGCAGAACAACUGGAGGAGACAUCUGCCAACAGUUCACUAAAGAAAUGUUUGAGAUGUACCAGAGCUAUGCAGACUAUAAACGUUGGACCUUUGACAUUGUGAACUAUACGCUGGCUGAGAUGGGGGGGUUGCAUCAUGCCGCCGCUCACAUUUCGGGAGAGGACGUGUACAGGCACCUGAAGUACGAAGGAGGGACUCACCGCGUGCAGCGCAUCCCCGAGACGGGCCUGUCGUCCCGCAUGCAGCGGAUCCACACGGGCACCAUGUCCGUUAUCGUCCUCCCGCAGCCAGAGGGGGUUGAUAUUAAAGUGGAUCCCAAAGAUUUGCGUAUAGAUACGUUCAGGGCCAAAGGAGCAGGAGGGCAGCAUGUUAACAAAACUGAUAGUGCUGUGAGAAUUGUACACCUUCCCACAGGACUGGCGGUGGAGUGCCAGCAGGAGCGAUCUCAGCAGCUGAACAAGGAGAUAGCUCUGAGGACACUGAGAGCUAAGCUGUACCAGCAGAUCAUUGACAAACAACUGAGUCAAGAGCAGAGUGCCAGAAAGCUGCAGUUGGGAACAAGAGCCCAGUCAGAGAGAAUUCGCACGUAUAACUUCACCCAGGACAGAGUCACUGACCACAGGAUCUCAUACGAUGCACGUAAUAUCAAGGAAAUUCUGAGCGGGAAAGAAGCACUGGAUAAACUCAUCAACAGACUGCUGGAGUUUGCAGAGAUAGAGGCUGUCACCGAGUAUCUGGAAAAUUUGCAGGCUUCAGGAGGAGGAGGCUGCUGAAGACCUUGAGUAGAGUUAAAGCAGAGAUGUUGUCUUCAGCAGCAAAAUAAAAUAGUUGCAUUUGUUAGAUGACAGGUUGAUUAAAAACCGAUGCUUCUCUUUUUCA
Messenger RNA from Merops nubicus (carmine bee-eater), 1474 nucleotides. RefSeq names its product mitochondrial translational release factor 1 (gene MTRF1). Gene Ontology annotation, molecular function: translation release factor activity. Bases 1 to 1368 code for a protein of 455 amino acids. Gene Ontology annotation, biological process: translational termination. Lineage: Eukaryota; Metazoa; Chordata; Aves; Coraciiformes; Meropidae. The record is from RefSeq and is a predicted model, not a curated record. The transcript is spliced from 9 exons.